Closterium sp. Naga37s-1 is the source of this 1101-nucleotide messenger RNA. NCBI's taxonomy places the organism in Eukaryota, Viridiplantae, Streptophyta, Zygnematophyceae, Desmidiales, Closteriaceae. The record is from the annotation of a GenBank genome assembly.
AUGAGCCUCAUAUUAGGAGGUGCUACGACUGCUGUAGCACCCACCAUCGCCUCUCAUUCUGCUGCGAAUCUGUCCUUUCUUUCCUCUUCUCCCUCCACCUCCUCCCUCUUCCCGCACCUUCCAGUCCAUUCCCACAACCACCAUCUCUUCUCGCCCACCCAUGUUCUCUUCCCCGCAUCGCGGCUUGUCGUCGCGUCAUCCUCCGCUUCCCGCUCGGCGCGCCAUGCUGCCACUUCACCCGCGCCUGUCACUCCCCAAUCGCACCACCACUCCCCCGCACCUCUCCCCGCACACUCCCCCUCACCGUCCCCGUUUCCGGAACAUUCUCCGUCCGGGAACGCGCUUCCGCGCAACUCGGUCAACGCAGUCAACGCCUCCGUCAACGCUGCCUUCAACGCAGACGCAUCGCCGUCGGUCUCGUCAGACAGGCAAACAUCCGGCAUUUCCGGCGUGAGUUCUGGAGUGAUUCCGUCAGGAGUACCCUCCACCAUGGACGCCACGCAUGCCGACCGUCAAGUUCUGGCCGGCGACCUACUCUGGCUGCCGUCCGAGGCUCCGACGGUCGACGGAAACGAGCUCGGACCGCCACCGCCGCCGCCGUCAACGUCAUCGUCGCAGUCGAGCCGCUCAUUCGCGGCCCUUCACGUGGCAGAUAUUUUAAACUUCUUGCACGGUCCUCCCCCGUCGGUGGAAGGCGCACCACGUGUCCCGGAGCCAUCUCCGCGUGAGCCGGCGGCACCUACGGCGGCGGCAGAGGCGGCGGCUACGUCGUCCCCGUCGACCGUAUCGGCCCCGCCUGACCUAGGCACUGCUGCCGCGCCGCCCGUGACGCAGCGAACGGAGGUCCCGGCGGCGGGCGGCGCGGCGUCGAGUGCGGGGAGGUGGUCGCGGGUGUACAGCCACGUGAACGAGGAGCGGCCGCGCGAGUACUGGGACUACGAGGCAAUCCACGUUCCAUGGGGGUACCGGCGCUGCAGCGAGCAGGUGGACUACGAGCGGGUGCGCAAGGUGGGGCGCGGGAAGCAGCAAGACAGGCUAGCAGGCAGCGAGCAGGCGGACUACGAGCGGGUGCGCAAGGUGGGGCGCGGGAAGCACAACGAG